Molecule: messenger RNA, 2671 nt
Organism: Magnolia sinica
Lineage: Eukaryota; Viridiplantae; Streptophyta; Magnoliopsida; Magnoliales; Magnoliaceae
Product: pentatricopeptide repeat-containing protein At5g46100
Exons: 3
Coding region: 660-2105 (481 amino acids)
Molecular function (GO): protein binding
Source: RefSeq, a predicted model, not a curated record
CGUUCCUAGCUAGGGUAGUGCCCAAUCUGCGUCCUGCCGUGGAGAGAAGGCACUUCCCGCUUUUACCAUCUCCGUCGUCUAAUCCCCCUUCCUCAACUCCUUCCUCAACCCCAGCGACGAUUGCAGCUGACCUGACGCUCGCAUCCGCCGUUCGGUCUCUCUCUCUCUCUCUCUCAUUUGAUAACCUUUCAUGAGAACGAAAACGAAAACCUAACAUCAGAAUGAAUGAAAUAACGGGAUUUUGUGGAUAUUGUCUAUUUCUGAUUUGGGUUCUGAAAGAUCGAAAACCUACCAUUAACGGUUUGAAUCACUAGUACAAACCCAAAUCCUCUGUAGAUACUCUGGGGGCGCGCGAGCGUUUUACAAAACCUCUUUGCAGUUUUGCACAGUGAGCUAUCAGCAAUAGAAACUUCUUGAAUUCCUACUCCGAAGAAGGAAUUCACCACUUCCCAGCAGCUGCUUCUGGUGUGAAUUCACUUUAGCAAGUUCCAUAGCUUUCUGCUGUCUAAUUUGUAUUUCAAACAAAUGCUAUAUCCUCAUGAAUCCCCUUCCUUUCUUGCGAUUUCAUACGAAACCUGUUUUGUAAAUUGCCACUUGAUGCCAACCUCCCUUAGCCCAAAAUAGGGUGUUGUUUCUAGAAGUGUGGUGUUGCUGCCACGAUGGGCAGCAGGACACCGAUCAAAUGGUUAAAGAACAUCACGCCAUCCCAAGUUGAGCAGCUGAUACGUGCGGAACGGGACAUCCGGAAGGCGGUCCUCAUAUUCGAUUCCGCGACGGCGGAGUAUGGCAAUGGCUUCAGGCAUGACUAUCGCACCUUUGGCCUCAUCAUUUCCAGAUUAGCUGCUGCGAACCAGUUCAGGUCAGUCGAGCAGCUCCUGAAUCGGAUGAAGGAGGAGAAGUGUAGCUUCUCAGAGGACAUCUUCCUCUCUAUCUGCAGAGCCUAUGGUCGGGCCCACAAGCCUCUGGAUGCCCUCAGGAUUUUCCACAAGAUGAAGGAAUUCGAAUGUGAGCCCACCGAAAAAUCAUAUGUCACUGUCUUUGCCGUCCUGGUUAGUGAAAACCAGUUGAUUUUGGCCCACAGAUUUCAUAAUUACAUGAAAGAAAUGGGUAUUCCUCCCUGUGUCGCUUCACUCAAUGUUUUAAUCAAGGCUUUUUGCAAGAGCAGUGAAACCUUGGAUGUUGCCUUUAGGGUCUUCCGACAGAUGCCUGAUAUUGGGUGCAUUCCCGAUUCUUAUACUUAUGGUACUUUGAUAAACGGAUUGUGUAAAUUGGGGAAGAUUAGCAAAGCGAAAGAGCUGUUCAAAGAGAUGGUUGCGAAAGGUUGUACACCGACCGUUGUUACUUACAGUACAUUGAUACAUGGUCUGUGCCAAUCUGACAAUUUGGAUGAAGCCAUGGAUCUGCUCAUGGAGAUGCAGAGCAAUGGCAUUCAGCCCAAUGUGAUCACUUAUAGUUCUUUAAUGGAUGGUCUCUGCAAAGGUGGCCAAUCUUCACGGGCCAUGGAGCUGCUUGAGGAAAUGGUCAGUAAGCGUCAUUUGCCAAACAUGAUUACUUACAGUACAUUAGUGAAUGGGCUUUGCAAAGAAGGAAAGCUUAGUGUGGCAUUGGAAGUUCUGGAUAGGAUGAAGAUUCAGGGAUGCAAGCCGGAUGCAGGGCUGUAUGGUAAGCUGAUAAAUGGGCUGUGUGAUUCUCGUAAAUUCAUGGAAGCUGCAAACUUCCUUGAUGAGAUGACACUUAGUGGAAUAUCUCCGAAUCGUGUCACCCGGAGCGUUCAUGUUAAGAUGCAUAAUCAGGUGGUUCGGGGGAUUUGCAGAGAGAAUUUUCCGGACCGAGCUUUUCAAAUAUAUUUGAGCAUGCGUAGUCGUGGCAUUUCUACCGAUCAAGAAACAUUCAAUUCUCUUGUUGCUUGUUUCUGUAAGAAAGGAGAUGUGCAUAAAGCGGCACGUAUUGUCAACGAGAUGGUAAUUGAGGAAUGUGUUCCUGAUGAGGUCACAUGGAGUACUAUUGUGCGUGGAUUUUGGGAUCGGAGGAAGGUGAGGGACGCUGCGGAGUUGGUGCAGGUUGAGUUGCUGAGAGAAUUUCAUGGCUCCAAUAUAGCAAUAUGAAUUUGGAAGGAUGGUUUGUGCGUGGACACUAAUUCUCACCUCUUGCAUAAGCACCAUGAUUGCUAUGAAAUUCACUUUGAUGGGGUGAAAUGGAUGGUCUAGGUAUGUUCUUGGCAUGGGAUACAUCUCUUUCAAGUGAUACAACAUAAUCAAUUAUCUGCUGGUCUGGUCUUCAGUAUUUUGGAGGAAUCACAAUGAUACCAAGGUUGGGGAUUUUGUUGGCUUUAUGAAUUCAUUGAGCAGGUGGAACCCACUGCUUGAGGGGAGGGAUGCUCGGAAAUGGAACCCCGAGAUAGCGGGGACCUUUCAGUGAAGUCGUUCUAUCAUCUGAUCUCAAUGGGUGUGAGAAUAGAGGAGUGGGCACCGCUGCUUGAGGAGGUGGAUGUGUGGAAAUGGAACCCUGAGAGAUAUCCAUCAUGAUCUUGGUGGGCAUGAGAAUGGAGGAGUGGGCCCUGAAUGCUUAGAUUUGGAACUGCAAGGCCUUCACUGGAUCAUAGCUUAGCUUGUUAGGAAAGAUAAAGUUGUCAUCAUCAACCAUUUGAGCAGUAGGAAGACGAUCAUCACAA